This is a messenger RNA of Colletes gigas, 1433 nucleotides long. RefSeq names its product proline-rich protein PRCC. Lineage: Eukaryota; Metazoa; Arthropoda; Insecta; Hymenoptera; Colletidae. The record is from RefSeq and is a predicted model, not a curated record. The coding region runs from base 86 to 1396 and encodes 436 amino acids. The transcript is spliced from 3 exons. Gene Ontology annotation, cellular component: nucleus.
AUUUCGUGCAAGGCCGUAGUUUCUACGUGUAUAAUUGUAUAAAAUACUAGUUUUAAGUAAAUGAAAAAUAUUUUCGUUGUCAAACAUGAGUCUUGUGGCAUAUGACAACAGCGAUGAAAGUUCAGAAGACGAAGGUUAUAACUGCGAAAUGGACAACGUAAAUAACGCUGCUGAAAAAGUUAUAGUAAAACAAACAAAUGAGAAAUUGUGUUUACCUUCUCCAAAACAUGAUGCAGUUGUAACAGAGAUCAAGGACAAUGAUUUUGACAUAGAUGUCCCAUCGGAAAAAAUACAUUUCGAUAAGCUACCUAAACCUAAAAGUUUAAUUACUGAACUUGAGGAUAUUAUAGAAGAGGACGAUAUUCCUUUCCCAAACAGGGAGAAAGAAUUAAAAUCUGAAAACCCAAUCAAAAAGGAUCGUCCACCAGUCAGAAUAACAGUUCCCUCUUUGUCUGAUUUUAAAGACAUUGAAGAAGACAAUGCAAGAAAAUCCAAUAAAAUUAAAUUAUCAAGCAAGGGAACUAAACUCUUUGCACUUUUGCCACCGCCGAAAGGAACUGAAGCAAAGAGUACCAAUAAUUUAAUCCCUCGUGUUAUUAACAAAACAAUAGCAAAAACAGGUAAUAAUACAAAUGCGGGAGGGUCAGAAACAAAGAAAACGGCAAAAGUUGAAACAGUAAAAAGUUCUAUAGGAAUCAGUUAUGAUUCAAACUCUGAAGAUGAAGACGAUGCAAUCGCAAAUGGUGAUACUAAUUCUACUACAGAUUUCUUCGCUCUUACGACUACAGAAAGUGUUUCAAACCGUACGUUAGACCACUUGACGAGCGAUGCACCCCUGAUAGAGAGAACAAAUAACUUUGACUCAGGAAUCAAUAAUGAUUCGAGCAAAGAAGACAACACGCUUGAUACAGCAAUUAAAGAAACAUGUGCCAAUGUUUCUCAAAAGACAUUAGUGAGUACUGUCAUGAACUUACCAAAGGAAGAGAUAUUAUUGAAAAAUAAAGCAGAAGUUGGCCCGAAAUUACCUGUACCCGAACAGGAAUAUAACAUUGAUACAGAAGGAAAUGUGGCCUUCGAUGAUAAAGCUAUUGAAUAUCUUUGCGGGAAAAGAGGAAUAAAGAGGAAAAAUAAAGAAAUUGAGGAAGCAAAUAUUAUCGAAAUUAACGGUGAAGAUAUUAAACCGGAUGAACGGGAAUGGUUGGUAAAAGCGUUAACGGAGGAGCCAGUACAACGACCAGUUUCUAUGCAAGGUGGCGGAGUAAAUUCCCAAUCUAAGAAGAAGCACCAAAUAACGUACUUAGCGCAUCAAGCAAAGGCAAUGGAAAUGGAGUUGAAAAAUCAAUGGGCACAAAAUAGGAUGACUAGAAAACAAACACAGUCAAAAUAUGGAUUUUAAAUAAAAAUUUGUAAAAAAAAAUGUACAAAUAACAUUC